Pelobates cultripes (western spadefoot toad) is the source of this 35966-nucleotide messenger RNA. NCBI's taxonomy places the organism in Eukaryota, Metazoa, Chordata, Amphibia, Anura, Pelobatidae. The record is from the annotation of a GenBank genome assembly.
CUAAGCUCACCUGGCCCCAGGUGAGAUUGUCUUUGUAUGAAGGAUAGUUGCUGCUGCUUUCUAUGUGUGUCUGAGACUGUGUCUGCCUGUCCUGGGGAUGUCAGAGACCCCCAGAAUCCAGCUAAAAAAUGAAGCUGCCCCCUGAAAAAUGGAGUGAGGGGGUGCAUAUGGGAGAGUCCUCUGGGGGAGACAUGCAGCUGGGGGAGACAGUCGGGGGAGGAGAGGUGUCUGCGAGCCCAGAAACUGCACAGGUGAGUGGAUAUCCUAAAUAUAGACAGACUGACAGGGAUCAGUAAAAACCAAACCUUUAUUCUGAUUGUUUAGAAAACUUUGCACACUGAAAAGGAAAGCUUUCAAAUAUUUCUAAAUAGAGAAAUAUUAAAGCAUGGAUACAUAUCACAUUUAUAGCAAUAUCUCUUCAAUUCAUACAUCCUGCCUGGACCACUGCACCGGUGUUCUCCUGGCACAUUGGGGGGUGCCGUGUUUUCCUGGCACAUUGAGGGGCGCCGUGUUCUCCUGGCACAUUGAGGGGCGCCGUGUUCUCCUGGCACAUUGAGGGGCGCCGGGUUCUCCUGGCACAUUGAGGGGCGCCGUGUUUUCCUGGCACAUUGAGGGGCGCCGUGUUAUCCUGCCACAUUGAGGGGCGCCGUGUUCUCCUGACACAUUGAGGGGCGCCGUGUUUUCCUGGCACAUUGAGGGGCGCCGUGUUUCCUGGCACAUUGAGGGGCGCCGUGUUAUCCUGGCACAUUGAGGGGCGCCGUGUUCUCCUGGCACAUUGAGGGGCGCCGUGUUUUCCUGGCACAUUGAGGGGCGCCGUGUUCUCCUGACACAUUGAGGGGCGCCGUGUUCUCCUGGCACAUUGAGGGGUGCCGUGUUCUCCUGACACAUUGAGGGGCGCCGUGUUCUCCUGACACAUUGAGGGGCGCCGUGUUCUCCUGACACAUUGAGGGGCGCCGUGUUCUCCUGACACAUUGAGGGGCGCCGUGUUCUCCUGACACAUUAUGGGGCGCCGUGUUCUCCUGACACAUUAUGGGGCGCCGUGUUCUCCUGACACAUUAUGGGGCGCUGUGUUCUCCUGACACAUUAUGGGGCGCCGUGUUCUCCUGACACAUUAUGGGGCGCUGUGUUCUCCUGACACAUUAUGGGGCGCUGUGUUCUCCUGACACAUUAUGGGGCGCUGUGUUCUCCUGACACAUUAUGGGGCGCUGUGUUCUCCUGGCACAUUGAGGGGUGCUGUGUUCUCCUGGUACAUUGAUGGUGCUGUGUUCUCCUGGCACAUUGAUGGCGCUGCAUCUUGCACAGUUCAAGGAAAAGCAAAUCAUCCUUUAACGUGUGCUGAGAGGCACGACAUUCAUUCUGGCACACUGUGGGGCACUGCGUCCUGUCUGACACACUGUGGGGCACUGCGUCCUGUCUGGUACACUGAUUGGCACUGCAUCCUGCCCAGUUCUUAGAGGAGAACGCCGGAAAAACUACUGGUCUGCGCAAUGAAGACAAGUGAAGCUUGGCAAUAAUUCCCAGCAAUUUUCAGCAAGAAAUUGUAUUUGUUAGAGAAGGAAAUGGCACAGUGCAUUAACCUCUCGAUUACCUAUUAAUAGAGCUACACACCCAUCUUUAGAGCAACUCAUAAAAAAUAAACCUGCAGCAAUUGAGGGUUUAAAAAUAAACUGUGAGCUAUAAAAACUGCGCCUCACUUCCUCGUCUGGGAACGAUCAGAGAACUGCCUACCAGUGGAAUGUAUAGAAGUGAAUAUGGCUAAUUUAAAGAGAUAGCGGCUGUAACACCUGACUGUCACCUCCUGCCCUGUGCUCUGUAUAGCGCGCUCUCUGUAUAGCGCUCUCUGUAUAGCCCGCUCUGUUUACCGCUCUCUGUAUAGCCCGAUCUGUAUAGCCCUCUCUGUAUAGCAUGCUCUGUAUAGCCCGCUUUGUUUACCGCUCUCUGUAUAGCCCGAUCUGUAUAGCGCACUCUCUGUAUAGCGCGUUCUCUGUUUAGCCCUCUCUGUAUAGCCCUCUCUGUAUAGCCCUCUCUGUAUAGCGCACUCUGUAUAGCCCGCUCUGUAUAGCGCGCUCUGUAUAGCUCUCUGUAUAGCUCGCUCUGUAUAGCCCACUCUGUAUAGCUCUAUAUAGCCCGCUCUGUAUAGCUCUCUCUGUAUAACGCUCUCUGUAUAGCUUGCUCUGUAUAGCUUGCUCUAUAUAGCGCACUCUGUAUAGCUCGCUCUGUAUAGCCCACUCUGUAUAGCUCUAUAUAGCCCGCUCUGUAUAGCUCUCUCUGUAUAACGCUCUCUGUAUAGCUCGCUCUGUAUAGCCCGCUCUGUAUAGCUUGCUCUGUAUACCGCUCUCUGUUUACCCCUCUCUGUAUAGCCCACUCUGUAUAGUCCUCUCUGUUUACCGCUCUCUCUAUAGCCCACUCUGUAUAGCCCGCUCUGUUUACCGCUCUCUGUAUAGCCCGCUCUGUUUACCGCUCUCUGUAUAGCCCGCUCUGUAUAGCCUGCUCUGUAUAGCAUGCUCUGUAUAGCCCGCUCUGUAUACUGCUCUCAGUAUAUGUUAAAGGGUCAAUAACUGAGGCAAACUCUCUGGCUGUUUAUUUAACUGCGUGUUAGUGACGUCAAAAUGAGCAGUGUUAUAGUGGCGCCAGAAUGAGAAGGCCGCAACACCUUAAUAGUGCUAUGUAUAAUGAGUGUAAUUCCAGCAAAAUUUGGGGUUCAGGAUUUUUAACAUUAUUAAGGAGAUGGGGGUGCAGGUUAUCUUCCUAACCUAUGCUCAUCACCCUUAACAUGGCUUCCCUUAGGCUGUAAAUACAGAAUAUUUCAUCUAAACUGAUCAAGCUCUGAUUUCCACAGCUACCCUCCGUAUAGUCAGUAAAUAUCACUUUACUCUGAGUUUUUAAUGUGGCAGGAAGGGUUAAACGUGGCCUGUUUUCUAUAAAUUAUAGCUGAACCUGCCUGGGGAGUUGAGUCACUGUGAUCCAAACUGUAAUUAGAUGAGAUUAGGUUAUUAAACUAGCUGUCACACUCAGUGUGACACGCUCACAGCCCUCACAGCGCAAUUCGUUUACAAGGCAAUGAGAAGCGCGUGGACACACUCCUUGUGUUAGGAGAAAGAAUCCAUCAAAUUAAUGAGAGCGCUUUCUGCCGUUUUAUAUCGUUGGCGUUAUGUGCUGUGUGAUGAUAUCAUCACGUUGAGACGGUCAGCUAUUCUCUAAAGUGUUAAUUGGUGAUAAAUCAAAGUGAAUUGAAAAGAGAUUUUACAUGUGAAGUCACAUUUAGACCUGCAAUUUCAAAUCACUUCGAAUUCACACAUAGAAUUUGGAUUUGCUGGGGCGUGUCUUGGCCACCAUCUUAGAUGGCCACGUUUUAGAGAGGCUCCUGGACAAGGGGGUACAUUUUUUGUUCCAACAGUCCAAAUUUUAAUUUUAAUGGACCAACUCUAAUUGAUGCUACAAAAAGCCAAUCCAAUAUCUAGCAUGCAGAAGCAAAAAAAGCCUGAAAAAACCAUACCUGGGAUGAAGAAGUGGAAGCAGGAGCUGCUGGGGUGAGUAAAGGUUCCCAGGCACACUCCCCUGCUUCUAAAUCCGGCUCGCGGCUUGUUUCACCGCUUAAAAUAUCGUUGGUGGCAUUGGGGAAAUCCCUCCCUACCUUCCGCCUGGUCUCCCAAGCUAAAUCCCAUCCCUGUGCGGCCGCAACCUGUUCGCGGCUUCCUGAGGGCGGCGGGACCGCGGCCGCACUAGCUGACACUUCCGUGUGCGGCUCAGAGUGCUCCAAACACUCAGCAUGCUCGGAGCACAGUGCUGUGUCUCCCGCGAGCGUCAAGGACCACCCAGGAAGCCGCUCACGGUCUAACACUAGAGCAGUCCGGUCGCUCACUUACAAAAGCGACCGGGUUGCAAGUAUAGGGGAGGGCAGUGUGAGGUCACGCUCCCCGUCGGGAUCCUCAGCCUCCAGGUUGUCGGUCUCGGCGGGGGGGGGCUCUGCUGGCCGACCCAAAACAUUUAAAGGCACAGUAAGGGCUAUAGCAAGCCCAGAUGAUAACAGUAUGGAAUUAGGAGCUGAAGUGCUCCAAACAAGUUCUGGUUCUGCACUACCACAGAGAAUAUGUCAUGAUGCCACAAUAAAGAUGGCUGCCAGUCCAGAUAUUAUGUAUUCCACUCCCAAGAUGCCCACUGCCACCUCCAAUAUGGCUAGUAAAGCAUUUAAAGCAGCGAUUUACAAUCCCAAUAUGCCACCUGAAUUGGCAGAUCUGCCACCGUCAGCUGGCAUGAUAAUUCAACUCAUCUAAGAUUUGAGAGUUGAUUUGAAAAACGACUUUAAAAAAGACUUUGACGCAUUAUAUGGAGCCAUGGAGGGCAUUAAUCAACGAAUGGAAAUAAUAGAGAAUAGAUUGCACUUGCAAGAGCAAUCUCACCUGGAUCUGGUUGAAACCGUAAAAGUUGAAAAGUUAGCCGACGCUGAGGAAAGAAGUAGGCGUAAUAACCUAAGGAUCAGGGGGAUCCCUGAUAAUAUCGAUUCUCAGGAAUUACAAAGCUAUUUCCAGACAAUGGUGAAGUCAGCUCUACCAACCGCUAAGAAUACGGAUUUACUAUUGGACCGCAUCCAUAGAUUGCCCAAACCUGGCAAUGCACCUCCGGCUGCACCCAAUGAUGUGAUAGUGAGAUUCCACUACUAUCACAUUAAAGAGGAAUUUCUUGGUGCAGUACGCGCGUCAGGCCUCACGGGAGAUUACAGUGGCAUUAAGGUCUUCCAAGACUUCUCUGCUUAAACAAUGAGGCGACGCAGGGAAUUUCAACUUUUCACCUCAGAGUUAAGACGAAGAGGGAUAAGAUAUAGGUGAGGAUUCCCGGUUAAAGUCCUUUUCCGUAUGGAUGGUCGGAAUUUCAUAAUCACGUUGCCUGAGGAAAAAAUGGAACUCAUCAAUUCUAUGAAUAGACGUCAGGUUUCACCUCAUAGACUCUCGCCAUCUAAUCGGACACUUCCUGAGAUCCCAGCUCAUAGAGCUACAGUCUUCAUUUUCCACGGUCGUAAGUUGCUCGAUGCUUCAAGUUGAGAUGUUCUCCCUAUCUUCACAAAGGAAUAUUUUUUUUUUUUAUUUAUUUUUUUUUAUUGAUUUUUAUGGUUUGGUUCUGAGAAAACUUUAUUUCUGAAACAGAUUGAGUCCUGCUCCAGUCCGGAGAUUUAUCGAGAUUACUUUGAAUCUUGACUUGUUUCUCCUUUUUAUGACAGACUUUUGAGUUUGCGCACCAACGGUUAUUUGAUAUGUGCCUCCUAGGUUUAUUUCAGAAAUUGAUUCGAUUACUUAAAACCUUCUAAAUUUAUACAAUCAAAAUUAUUUUUUAUAUAAUUUCAUAUUUAUUUAAUUUUAUUAUUAUUUUUUAUUGUUUUGUGCUUUUUGCCCUUUCAAAUUUCAUACUUAAAAAGUUGCUUUUUGUUUUUUUACUAUUUAUAUUGGCUCCCCUCGUACCCAGUAGCCUUCUCCUCCCAACCUGGGCCUAACACCCUGAGAUGGAGAAACUUUUUUUGUUCUCCCUCAUGGCCCUCUUUCACUGUUUUUGUUUCACCCCUGAUAGGGGUAUAUGCCCAAGUUUUUUGUUCCCCUUUUUUAUUUUUUUUUUAUUUUUUGUCCAUUCAUUAUUUAAAGUUCAGUAGAAAUGUUUCUAGACCACAAAACACUGCAAUGCUUCAUACAAAAAUGCAUACUACGUGGCAUCAGCAACUUGCAAAAAUCUGUUUAUUCACUAUUCCUGUACACACAAGUACACAGUAGGUUUUGUACAGGAUAGACAGGCGCCAGACAGAACUAGAAGAUUCAUAAACUUGAUUCGGCAUAUCAAUAUGACCAAAACACCUUCUUUGCUUCUAUCUCUAGACGCAGAGAAUGCGUUUGACAGGAUACAUUGGGGAUAUUUAUGGAGAACAUUAGACAGGUUCAACAUACCAUCAUCCUUUAUCACAGCAAUUAAGGCGCUAUAUUGCGCACCCUCCGCCCAUGUCUCAGCUUCUGGCUUCACAUCCAAAACUUUCUCUCUAACCAACGGGACGAGACAGGGGUGCCCUUUAUCUCCAAUUUUGUUUGUCUUAGCGAUAGAACCCCUGGCCGAACUAAUUAGAACGACCCCACAAAUUGUAGGAAUUGCUAUUAAAGAAUCCGUUCACAAAAUUGGCCUGUUUGCAGACGAUAUAAUCAUAGCUGUCAAAAACCCAAAAGAAUCUUUGAGACACCUCAAGGACAUUUUAACUCAAUUUGCCGAGAUAUCGUACUGCAAAUUAAACAAGUCCAAAACUCAGACCCUCCCGUUUCAUUUAAAUAAUUUGGACACCAUUGCCCUUAAGAAGUCAUAUUUAUUUGAUUAGAGAACUGACUAUAUGGAAUAUCUUGGCAUUAAUUUAUGCAAAAAUUUGGUCAAUAUGCACAAUCACAACUUGAGGAAAGCAUGGUCGGACUUACAAAAAGAGAUGGAGAGAUGGGGUGGGAUGGGGCUCUCAUGGCUGGGGAGGGUCGCAUCUAUUAAAAUGACGAUACUCCCCAAAAUUUUAUAUUUUUUUAGGACCAUUCCUCUCUCCAUCCCAUUAUCAUUUUUUAAUAAAGUUCACUCGACAAUGCUGAAGUUUAUCUGGGGGAACAAGCCUUCCCGAGUGAGGCUUCCCUGCAGCACCAUAAAUCGAAUGGCGGUAUCGGUGUCCCCGAUAUCCGCAAAUAUUAUUUUGCCACUCACGCUGCAGUGGUUGUGAGCAAUAACAGCCAGGUUGAUAAACCCAGAUGGAUGGAAAUAGAGGAAUCAAAAAUUUCACCGGUUAGAUUAUCAGAAUUACCUUGGUUAAAUUCUAAGAAAAGACCUGGAAUUACAAAAUUAUUUUUAUCUACCAAGACUACGCUUAAGGCCUGGGACAUUGUUUUUAAAAAUGACCAGUCUCCCAGUUUAUAUAGAGCAAUGCCUAUUGAGUUAUUGAAAGACUAUAUACCAUCCUUAAAAAUAGAAUUGUUGAAGGAUUGCUCUAUAACUAAUCUGGAUAAUUUUUUUUAUGACAAUGCUAUUCUUUCUUUGGAAAAAUUGAAGCUUAAGUACGGAUUAUCAAUAGUGAUGUCACGAACGGUUCGCUACAGUUCGCCACGGACUCAUCAUUGAGUAAACUUUGACCCUGUACCUCACAGUCAGCAGACACAUUCCAGCCAAUCAGCAGCAGACCCUCCCUCCCAGACCUUCCCACCUCCUGGACAGCUCACUAAGAAUGCAGCUUCACAAUGAAUGUAAAAUGGAUGCUGUCCAGGAAGUGGGAGGGUCUGGGAGCAGGGACGUAUUAGCCGCAAGGCUAACAAGGCACUUGCCUUGGGCGUCAAUUUUCAGGGUGCGGCAAAAAACACUGCCCCCUAAUGCCCAGUUAGCCUUGCGGCGAUUAUGCCUAGGGCAGCACAAAACCAGGAUACACCACUGUCUGGGAGGGAGGGUCUGCUGCUGAUUGGCUGGAAUGUGUCUGCUGACUGUGAGGUACAGGGUCAAAGUUUACUCAAUGAUGAGUCCGUGGCGAACCGUUCGAUGAACCGUUCGGGACAUCACUAAUUAUCGAAUGUAUGCUAAUCAUUGACAAAUUGAAAGAACUAUACCAGGUAUCUGAAACAGAUAAAAACUAUAAAUCACUUGAGUUAUCUCCUUUAGAGAAAGUUUUUUUUUUUUUUAUACAGCCCGCUAGUAAAGGUAUGAUAUCCUUAUGCUAUUUGUUUUAUAAUGCCAAGCCAUUAGAUAAAUUAAAACAUAUGUUGUCAUGGGAGAUGGAGUUGGGUGCCCAGUACGAUUUAGAAGAAUGGUUCGUUUUUUUUUAAAGGUUUAAAAGGUAUUUUUAUUGCAUCGACCAUUUUGAAUAUCAUUAUAAAAUCUUAUAUCGCUGGUACCUGGCUCCGUCUAGAUUGCACAACAUGAACAAUAUGUAUUUUGACCGGUGUUGGAGAGACUGUGGGGGAGUGGGCAAUAUGGCCCAUAUCUGGUGGUUCUGCCCCAAGUUAACUAAUUACUGGAAAAUGAUUCAUGAUCUAAUUAUUAAAGUGAAUGGAACCAUUAGUAUCUUAACCUCGGCACUAGCCUUAUUUAAAAAACUCCCGGCGUCCGUUAAUAGAUCAGAUAAAAUAAUCAUAGGCCACAUUCUGAUCGCUGCUACAUCCUGUUUACCUAGACAUUGGAAGUCCCAAAAUGUGCCAUCUCUCAGAGAAGUUUUUAAUUUGAUCCUAGAAAACAAGGCACACGAAUUAUCGCAUAGAGCCAAUAUGCAUGGUUUCCCAAUAUUAAAAUACAACUGGGAUAAAUGGGAGGAAAAAAUCAAAACAGUUUAUGGUCUUUGAUAUAUUUAUUGUUAAAGUGCAUUGAUGUACAUUUUUGCCAUAUACAUUAUGUUUAUUUCAAUGAUGGAUGGAUACCCCUUCCCAUUUCCAAGUUACCCUUCCUGUCCUACUCUUAAUACAAUGUUUGUAUUACUAUCACUUGUUAUACAAAAUUUUAAAACUUUAAUAAAAAUUAUUUGAAAAUAAUUUGGAUUUGCUGACAAUUUACACUUUUGUGAAAUAGCUGGUUUCAGAAUCUUAAUAUCUCCCAAGUUUCCCUAUUUAGGAAGGAUGGUCCCUAUUUGCAAUAAUACUCCCAGUAAUGUGUCUGAGUGUAUAACAGAGCUCCACAGCAAUAAUACUCCCAGUAAUGUGUCUGAGUGUAUGACAGAGCUCCACAGCAAUAAUACUCCCAGUAAUGUGUCUGAGUGUAUAACAGAGCUCCACAGCAAUAAUACUCCCAGUAAUGUCUGAGUGUAUAACAGAGCUCCACAGCAAUAAUACUCCCAGUAAUGUGUCUGAGUGUAUAACAGAGCUCCACAGCAAUAAUACUCCCAGUAAUGUGACUGAGUGUAUAACAGCGCUCCACAGCAAUAAUACUCCCAGUAAUGUGUCUGAGUGUAUAACAGCGCUCCACAGCAAUAAUACUCCCAGUAAUGUGUCUGAGUGUAUAACAGAGCUCCACAGUAUUAAUACUCCCAGUAAUGUAUCUGAGUGUAACAGAGCUCCACAGCAAUAAUACUCCCAGUAAUGUGUCUGAGUGUAUAACAGAGCUCCACAGCAAUAAUACUCCCAGUAAUGUGUCUGAGUGUAUAACAGAGCUCCACAGCAAUAAUACUCCCAGUAAUGUGUCUGAGUGUAUAACAGAGCUCCACUGUAAUAAUACUCCCAGUAAUGUGUCUGAGUGUAUAACAGAGCUCCACAGCAAUAAUAACUCCACAGUAAUGUGUCUGAGUGUAUAACAGAGCUCCACAGCAAUAAUACUCCCAGUAAUGUGUCUGAGUGUAUAACAGAGCUCCACAGCAAUAAUACUCCCAGUAAUGUGUCUGAGUGUAUAACAUAGCUCCACAGCAAUAAUACUCCCAGUAAUGUGUCUGAGUGUAUAACAGAGCUCCACAGUAAUAAUACUCCCAGUAAUGUGACUGAGUGUAUAACAGAGCUCCACAGGCAAUAAUACUCCCAGUAAUGUGUCUGAGUGUAUAACAGAGCUCCACAGCAAUAAUACUCCCAGUAAUGUGUCUGAGUGUAUAACAGAGCUCCACAGCAAUAAUACUCCCAGUAAUGUGUCUGAGUGUAUAACAGAGCUCCACAGCAAUAAUACUCCCAGUAAUGUGUCUGAGUGUAUAACAGAGCUCCACAGCAAUAAUACUCCCAGUAAUGUGUCUGAGUGUAUAACAGAGCUCCACAGCAAUAAUACUCCCAGUAAUGUGUCUGAGUGUAUAACAGAGCUCCACUGCAAUAAUACUCCCAGUAAUGUGUCUGAGUGUAUAACAGAGCUCCACAGCAAUAAUACUCCCAGUAAUGUGUCUGAGUGUAUAACAGAGCUCCACAGCAAUAAUACUCCCAGUAAUGUGUCGGAGAGUAUCACAGAGCCCCACAUCAAUAAUACUCCCAGUAAUGUGACUGAGUGUAUAACAGAGCUCCACAGUAAUAAUACUCCCAGUAAUGUGUCUGAGUGUAUAACAGAGCUCCACAGCAAUAAUACUCCCAGUAAUGUGUCUGAGUGUAUAACAGAGCUCCACAGCAAUAAUACUCCCAGUAAUGUGUCUGAGUGUAUAACAGAGCUCCACAGCAAUAAUACUUCCAGUAAUGUGUCUGAGUGUAUAACAGAGCUCCACAGCAAUAAUACUCCCAGUAAUGUGUCUGAGUGUAUAACAGAGCUCCACAGUAAUAAAACUCCCAGUAAUGUGACUGAGUGUAUAACAGAGCUCCACAGUAAUAAUACUCCCAGUAAUGUGUCUGAGUGCAUAACAGAGCUCCACAGUAAUAAUACUCCCAGUAAUGUGUCUGAGUGUAUAACAGAGCUCCACAGUAAUAAUACUCAAAGUAAUGUGUCUUUAAGUUACAGUAAAUGUGUUUAGAAAUUGGUGAAAUUAAUAUAAGCCAUUUCUCCUGUUUGUUGCUGUACCUGGCAACCUGCCCCUAAGAUGACAUGUUCUGUAACUAACCGCAGCGUUGCGUGGAGUGUGAGGAGAUGGAAAUAUCAAAUAUGCAGCAAAAAUGCCCCUCUGUGUUGCUAUUGCAGAACUUGUUGGAACUUGCUGUACUCUAUCAGGACGUUCUGGCUCUGCCUGGAGGAUGCAAACUGACUCAACAUUCAAGGAAUGGCCCUUAAUCCAAUAAUGUGCAACAUUAUUCAGUUACAGCAUGAUUCGACCUCCAAACUGUCAAACGCAGACCCCAAAACACCCGAUACUGUAUAAACAUGUGCUAAUUACACUGCUGCAACUCCUACAACUCUCAGCCUAAUAACAGGCCGUAACAGUGCUUAUAGUCUCAUUAUAGGACGCAGAUUGUUCCCUGUUUCUGUCUAUAUUGUAUUGUGUGAUGAUUUCUAUAUUAUUUAUAUUUGCUAUUUUAUUUACAUUUUCUAAAGAGUUGUGUUUAUUGAAUUGUUUGUGAUUGUAUUUUAUGUUGCCAGUGGUUGUUAUAUAUAUCAAUGGUGCUUUAUGUAUUUGUAGUGACUGUUUUUACGUAACGAUGGUUUUAUGUAGUUAUAAUGUGCCAUACAUUUUUUUGCUGCAUGUUUUUGGCCGUUGAUUAAGGUCUGAUCAUAGAAUUACAAUUUACGGUAAGAAAUUGUGUGUUUAGUGAAAUUGCUUGGAAAGUGCUGUGUAAACACACAUUUCACUGUUUAUGAAACACUCUGCCGGGGAUGUUGUCACAAUAAAGCAUUACUUGUUUAGGACACAGCCGAGCCAUUAAUAAUCAGUGACAGUUCUCCACCUUCUGCUAGAAUAAAUCAUGAAGCCCCUCCUCCUGUGCAAUUACUUUUGGAAUGUUCUAGGGGUUCACCUGCUUUGGGCACAAUACGUGUUAAAAUCAGUUUCUGUACAGCUGCUCGCAAUGUGUUUCUUAGUAAUAAUGGUUAUCUUCUGAUUUUUGUGUUUUCGUUGUUUUGCAGCCAUGACUGGUGCAGCGAUGCAGUCAAACAGGGUUAUUCACUAAAGUCAGAAUGGGGCAAAACCACCUGGCUGCGUACGGGACAUUCAGACCGCAAAAUCCUGACUAUUCACACCGAUCAGGCCUGAGCUUGGUACGGAUUGCAGCUCGGACCAAACACUGCCCAGCUGCUGAAAUCCUGAUCCGAAUACUAAAAAAAAAUCUAAACGAUUUAGCCACUGGAUGCGCGAGUAGCAAGUGGGCAAAUGGUAAAAAAUCCUGUGGCAGUGCGAGAGUUAAUUACGUGGCAGCUACCCAGCCCUUCCUAGCCAAGCCAGCCGCCACAUCAAAAAUGUUAAAAUACUUUUUUUUUUUUUUUUUUUAAAGAAGCCUAUGGGUGUUGAUGAGACCUGCAUAUUAUCAUAAAUGAGGCUUAAAACUAUCUGUUAAACUUUUAACUAUAGCAAAUGGAUAGCCAUUGGUGCUCAGUCUCUAGAAAGGGAGUGGACAUGGCCCCGUCGCCCUAUCGGCAUUGUGUGGUGGAAUUUAAAAUAAAUACACGAGGUGGACAGACCACCUAUGGGCAGGAGCAGGUGGCGGAUUAUGUGCCUAUGUCCCGUUGGGAUGUGGCCUUUCUAGUGACUGGUCGGCAGUGGCUGCCCAGUUGCUUGUUUGUAACAUCUAGUAGAUAUCCCCCCACCUGCGGAUGGUAAUGUGGGGAUCUUACUGACCCACAAUGGGUUUUUAUUAAUUAUUAUUUUGUUUAACUUUUUUUAAUGCCGUGGCUGGCUAGCAAGUGCUGGCCAUCAGCCACAUAAUUAACCGUCUGCUAGUCCUGCCAGCACAGUACUUCAGAUUAUCAUUAACUUCCGUAAAAGCAGGGGAAUGUGCGACGUGACAGAUUCAUUUGAUUCCGAAUUUUAUAAAAAACGUGUGUUGUGAAUCUUCCGAAUCCUAUACUUUCUAUCGGAUUCAGAGGUGCGAAAUCACAUAUUUUAUUCUGGACACGGAAUGUAUCUGUGCGACUAUUGCUGACUGAUUUCUGACUCUAUUUGGCUUUAAUAAAUUUGAGAAUUGCCAUCGCGGUUGGAAAUCGGUCACUUUUCAAUGGAUUAUUGUUUUUGUGAAUGCUGAUAUUGUAUUACUCAUACAGAAUAUCUUCCACUUAGAAUUUGCUGAGGUUCUACUUUGUCAUUUGAAUAAGAGAAUUCCUGAAAGAGAGAGGUGUUCAGGACACAUUUUACAAGUUUUAGCUAAGCAGAUUUGGUUAUGGGAACAGACGUAACAGGGAAGUAUUUUACACGGUCAGUUUGUUGCCAUUUCUUAUUCAAAACUCAAAGCAAACAGAACUUUUCCAUCACACCAUAUGUGCCGACGGGGACACACAGAGUUCCGUGCUGACAGAACGAAAAGUGAUUUUACAGUAAGCGCUACAGGAAUGGUUAAUGAGUGCACACCCAUUUUCUGGUUAUUUUGCAGGUUUUACAUUGUUAGAAUAGUUAAAACUCGUAAAAUGCAUUUUCUUUUUUUUUUUGAAAAUCUGUUUAUUGAAGAAAAGAGAGGGUUACAGAAAGAAUUCGGCUCGCAGGCCUACUUAGAAGACAAGGGUAUUGUAGCGAUAUUUCCAUAUUUUGAGUCACAUUUUUUUGUGCCCACAUAACCAUGUCUCCUGACAGGGUUUAAUUACAGCGAUAAGUUACGUAACUAACAGUAGGCGUACAUAGGAUAACAGAAAGGUAAAGUAUGUAGAGUGACAACCGUCAUUGUUUUGGCGUACGUACAUAUGUAUAGUAUGUAACAUCCUUAUUGCUAGUAAGCGGACUUUUAACAUAAAGCGUGGCUCUAAGUCGGGUGCCUUCAUAAGACACAGUAUACUUUGUAGCAGGAGUGCCUAAUAAUAGGCUGGACAUAGUUAACUAGCUCCUGGCAUGAAAGGAGCGUAGGUGCUUUGGUCUUAAGGUUAGGCUUGGUUAUCCUAUGGGUGUGUUCCCAUGUCCCGCAAUUCGAUGUACCGAUAAUAGUGCCAGUAUUAUGCAUUCCUUUUUUUUUUUGGCUUUCUUGACUCUUGGCUUCCCCCUCCUCCCCCUGUCCCCCAGGCGUGUGCAUUGUGUAUUAGACAUGUAAGAGGGGUCAGCAUGGGAAAGAGAGUCGAAAAGGGAGAAAAGAAAGUAGCGGUCCUAUCAGGUUCCCCCCCCGCCCCCUUGUCCCCAUAUCGCGCCCCGUGGGUGCCCAGUGGUUAUAGUCGCGUGCGAGAAGGGAAGUCUCGGUUGGGUCACGUAUUUUCAGCGUUUCGGAAUGUGUGUGGGAGGGUUGGGUCGGCGGGCCGAUGUUGGUUUCAUCUGCCCAGGGAUUAUAUUUCCAGUGAUAGAGUGGUCCCAACCCCCACGGCUUUGGCGGGGUAGGCGCGUGAUCUGUCUCCCCGUCCACCGUCACUCCCUCCCCCCUCACGAGACCUUUAGUGCCCUCCAGCCUGGUAGACGAACCAUGGUUGCCACAUCUCCGCGUGCCUGGUCCCCCGACCCGUCAGGGAUGCCUGUAGUGCUUCCGCCAACUGUAUGUCUCCCACUCUGUUUCGCCAUUCUGCAACCGUGGGGACCUCAGUUCGUUUCCAAUAUACAGGGAUAAGGGCUUUAGCUGCAUUCAGUAGGUGUAAAAUGCAUUUUCUUAAACAAUUAUUUGCUAGCCGGAUGCCACGUUGAUGGGCCAGUAAACCUGAAAAUGUUUGUGUACUAAUGGAAGAAGUGACACAUGCACACAGUUUGACACACAUACAGACUGACACAAAGACAGAUACAUAUACUGUAGAGACCAACACCCAUACAGAGAGACGCACAUACAGGCCCACACUUACAGACAGACACACAUACAGAUAGUUAGGAACAUUGCAUACAAUUCCUCAGCCUGGUCCUGUACUUGCUACUCUGCAUGUUGCUCUCUGCAGAAUAUAAACCCAUCACUUGAACCAGGCCAUGACUAUGUGAUGAUAAGAGCUUGGAAAAAGAUCAGGAAUCCAGAUUAAUUUACUGGUCGCUGGAAUUUAACUGUUCAGUGUAGUGUAUUGUUUUUCUAAAAUGUGAAGUUUGAUGACUCCUUCUUUUAUCUCUCAUGAAUUUCAGCAGGAGCCAGGACCAGGGGCAUCCCAGAAUACCCAUCACCCAGAGCCAGGACCUGGAGUACCCCACAAUGCCCAUCAUCCUGAGACAGCUCUUAAUAUUCAGCCUGUGACUCCCACCACAUCCUCAAACCAAACACGAGAGACCUGGGGAGGAAAGUAUGAGUUCCUUCUUUCCUGCAUUGGGUACUGUGUGGGCCUCGGCAAUGUCUGGAGGUUCCCAUAUCUCUGCUACCGCAAUGGAGGAGGUGAGUGUUAUCUGGGGUGUGAAUGUUGUUUAACUGGGCUGGGGUCAUUUACCGAGCUGGACAUAGUGUCUAUUGGUGGGCCUUGGGUAUUGUAUGGCAACCACAUGCAGCCGCAGUGUAGAUAUCAUGCUGGCUUAUUGGGAACCUGCAUUCCAUACACAUACCGUAGGAGUUCCUGGUAUGACAACACUCCUAACACCAGUUCCUGGGCAUUUUCAAUGUUCUAGUUGAUGAUGUAAGUUCAGUAAAAGUGAAAAUUGCCCUUUAUGUCCUGCAUGCUGGGCCCACAUAACGAUUCCUCUCACAGGUCAUUCUCCAGGUUCGUGGUUGGAAUAUUUCCACUCUAGUUUGAGUAUUGCUGAAGCAGAUCAUGGCUUCUGUAAGUCACAGUAUCUUUUUGAUGCAGUUGCACCAAAGCAUGAGAUGUCGUGGCCUAGAAAAGUUGGCACUUUGGUUGUGGGCUUUAACCGUAACCUUUUGUGUCCAAGUAGAAUAUUACUUGUUGGAUGCACUAGUUGGUGAUUUGUACCCUUAGUUUCAGAUGCCGUUUCCAUUCAUUGUGUCCUAGGUCAGCUUUGUGACUGAUACACCAGUUGUACAACUGGUAAGCGAUUUUGUCUGUUUCCGAGUGGAUUCCUGAUUGAGUAUUAGGAUUCAUGCUUGGUUAUCCAAGUGACAAUGCUGGCACCUAUGCAAAAUACACUUCUAUAGGUCUGGCCCCAGAGGGACGGCCAUGUCUGGUGAUGGCCUUGGCGGUUCAAGGUGACUGCCCUUCCCAUGAAAGUAUUUAGAAAAUUGGGCAGACUGGAUGGGCCGAAUGGUUCUUAUCUGCCGUCACAGUCUAUGUUUCUAUGUUUCUAUGACAUUAUACACAGUGUAAAUUAUAUUAACCUCUCCAGUCCAGCCAUUAGUUAUAAUAUCGCUAUUUGUGGUUCAUACAAAGGCAAAAGAUAAGAUUAAAUUGUCAUUAAGGCAAUAAAACAUCAGCCGUGCCCCAGCCGUAAAGGGGCCCUGGUCAUCAUCUCUGACGCAGAUAAUGAGAAAGUAAAUGCAUGUGAUGGGUGUGUGCGCUCAGAAAGAGCCAAUAUCUCCAUAUUACAACAUAUUGUGUUAUAUAAAGAUAUUAAAAAGCCUCACUUUGGCUCCCAGGCGUCUGCCAGUGAAUGAAGGAUCUGAUUUAUUUCUGACCUUCUGGCACUGCAAAAGGCAGGGGUCAGCAACCUAUAGCACGUGACCCUGUCCGAUCCAAAUGGACCAGAAAUGGAAAUCGGAGGACACAAAAACACAAACAAUAUUACAAACUGCUUACACACUCCUAAUAUGUGUUCAGACACUUCUCUAUCAGCAUUAUGUUCUUCAGUUUUAGUUACGGUAGCAUUCUGUGAGUCCCUCACUCUGCUCCCACCAUGUCUCUCAGCCUUCCUCCCGGAUCUAAUUCUUCUCCCCAUGUCAGCAUAGACACUGCUAUAGACUAGACAUGAACAAGGCUGGAGAGACUGGGGGAGAGAUUGGAAACACAAGAUAUAACUUAAAUAAAUAAAGGGAGCAAGAAUAUUAAUACAAUGAGCCUUCUCGAUGUCAUGUCAAAAUCAUUUACACAUGUUAUUAUAUUUAACAUUAUUAUUAUAAUUAUCAUCAUUAUGAUGUCUAUUUAUAUAAUAUGAUAACAUACUAGCAGAAAAUGGUGGGGUGGAGGGGUGUGUACUUAUAAUUAAAGGGACUCCAUAGACACCGUAAAUGCUUUAUCUCAUUGAAGUGGUUAUAGUGCCUAGAGUCCCCGGCGCCAUUCAUUCUAUUUAUUAAUAAUAAAUGAGAGCCCCCAGCAGCCUAUCCCCUCCACUAUUGAGGAAAGAUUAUCCUGAGUAGCUGUACUGUACCCCUGAUGUAACUGAACCCCCAACUAGAGCUGUACUGUACCCCUAAUGUAACUGAACCCCCUGCUAGAGUUGUACUGUACCCCUAAUGUAACUGAACCCAUUGCCUCAGCCGUACUGUACCCCUAAUGUAACUGAACCCCCUGCUAGAGCUGUACUGUACCCCUAAUGUAACUGAACCCCCUGCUAGAGCCGUACUGUACCCCUAAUGUAACUGAACCCAUUGCCUCAGCUGCAGUGUACCCCUAAUGUAGCUGAAACCCCUGCAAGAGCUGUACUGUACCUCUAAUGUAACUGAACCCCCUUGCUAGAGCCACACUAUACCCCUAAUGUAACUGAACCCCCUGCUAGAGUUGUACUGUACCCCUAAUGUAACUGAACCCAUUGCCUCAGCCGUACUGUACCCCUAAUGUAACUGAACCCCCUGCUAGAGCUGUACUGUACCCCUAAUGUAACUGAACCCCAUGCUAGAGCCGUACUGUACCCCUAAUGUAACUGAACCCAUUGCCUCAGCUGCAGUGUACCCCUAAUGUAGCUGAAACCCCUGCAAGAGCUGUACUGUACCUCUAAUGUAACUGAACCCCCUUGCUAGAGCCACACUAUACCCCUAAUGUAAAUGAACCCCCUUGCUAGAGCCGUACUGUACCCUAAUGUAACUGAACCCAUUGUUUGCUGUGCUAUACACCUUCCUUAGAUAAACAUUACUGUAAUCAAGCUACUAUUGAUUAAGAAAUUGCCAUUUCUUACAGGAGCCUUUCUCAUCCCGUACUCAAUCAUGCUGGUUUUCACCGGACUCCCUCUCUUUCUCAUGGAAUUGAGUUUGGGUCAAUAUGGAGCUGCUGGACCCAUCACUGUUUGGAAAUGUUGUCCAAUCCUGAAAGGUAGAGUAUUCUCACAUCAGUCCAUAUUUAUCGGACUCUCUGCUAGUAAUCUUUCCUCUCUCCUCUCAGCCACGCCUGACGAAGCUGAAUUAUAGCUCAAGGGAAUACAUUUGCAUCCACGCUUUGCUUAUAAAAAUAAAAUUAAAAUCUUCAGGAAGUAUUGUGCCUUUAAAUAUCCAGCAAGUUCCAGUUGCCUAUAAUUAAUUUCCAGCACCAUGAACCGCUUGGUUUAUUCCACGCCAACCCGUCUGUGUCUCUCUGACAUUGAUUUUAACAAUUUUUUUUAAAUAAAGACUCUAACAAACUUUCAAUAUAAUCUCACUUUGAGACUUGAUUCCAUAUACUGGGAGUAGACUGGCUCCAUCAUCUGACCAUAACAAUUCGGUAAAUCUAGACUGGUACCACUUUAGGCACGAGGUUGAUUUGAAAAAUUAUACAACUCAACUAUCAAUGUCACACACAUCACAGAGACGAGGUGGGUAAGGAAGGAGGAGGGAGGCUAUCUAAGCACCUGUUACAGAACUCAGGGAGUGAUAACUGUCCACAGGUUAGGGGACGCAAUACUUACCUUGCCCUGGGAGCUGGCAACCCACACUAUGCCAUUGUAUAGGACUGUGCUCGUUCCAUUACCUGAUCAAUAGGUGUCUGUGUAGAACUAUGUUCAUUCCAUUGCCUGAUCAAUAGCUGUGUAAAGGACUGUGCUCAUUCCCCUGCAUGACCAAUAGAUGUGUGUAGGAAAGUGCUUGUUUUGUUACCUGACCAUAUAUCCCAAAAGAGUAGAGUGGUUUAUUAGAAGUGAGUAGGAGUCGGACUAGACUAGAACCAGCAUUGUCUGAACAUGACAUAACAGUAACACAAUAAUGGUGCAAUUGUAUACCCUUCAGACGUCAGGAACACUACAUUAGUGCCAUUGAAGAAAUCAAUAAGACUAGACUAUUGCCAUUGUGCACCAAAGAUUGACAAUUUUCUGUCAGAAAAUGAUACCACCGUCUAGCCAUUUCAAGUCAGAAACACUAGAAUGACAUCACCGUCUGACCAUUACAAGUCAGGAACACUAGAAUGGCAUCACCGUCUGACCAUUACAAGUCAGGAACACUAGAAUGGCAUCACCGUCUGACCAAUACAAGUCAGGAACACUAGAAUGGUACCAUCGUCUGACCAAUACAAGUCAGGAACACUAGAAUGGUACCACCGUCUGACCAAUACAAGUCAGAAACACUAGAAUGGUACCACCGUCUGACCAAUACAAGUCAGGAACACUAGAAUGGUACCACCGUCUGAUCAAUACAAGUCAGGAACACUAGAAUGGUACCAUCGUCUGACCAUUACAAGUCAGGAACACUAGAAUGGUACCAUCGUCUGACCAUUACAAGUCAGGAACACUAGAAUGGCAUCACGGUCUGACCAUUACAAGUCAGGAACACUAGAAUGGCAUCACGGUCUGACCAUUACAAGUCAGGAACACUAGAAUGGCAUCACGGUCUGACAAUUACAAAUCAGGAACACUAGAAUGGUACCACCGUCUGUGUAGCGGAGUAGCAGGGGUUAAUCCAAGGGUUCUCCGCUGGAAACAAAGAUUCAGCAUACAGAAGUACAAAACACAGCAUAAUCCCCUUCCCCAAGGACUAGACGACACAUAGUCUGGGAGUCAACUGGCCUUUAAUGCACAAGCUCUGCUUUUAUAUGUUUUUCCCAUGCAAGAGAGGCAACUUCCAUAAGUUCCAAUCACAUAUUCCAAUUCCAAUCAUACAGUAUCCAAUCACAUAGUCGGUACCUCCCCCACAUCUCCUCCCCUUAACAGUUAAACUUAUUAAAAUGUACACACUUUUCCCCAAUUCUUGGAUGUACCCCAAAUACAGGUGAGGUACCCCUUGGUAGCCCUGAUCUGGGUGAGAAACAUACUCAAAAAUCACCCAGAUUGGACCAGGGGUUCGGGAGUUAUUGCAGGGCAAAUAUUUGACCGACCGCACGGGCACAGUAGCCGAAAAUAGUUCCAUGUGUUCUGGCCCUGCGGUCGGUCUCAAUUCACAUAUAAAAAGGCCCGAAAGUCUUUGCCAUCUAUGCUUGACUUUGCAUUCGGAUGAAUCCCCUGUUUUGCGGGAUUCAUCCUACCGAAUGCUGGGCUGUUCGUGCGUUUUAUUCGCCACUUUCCGGAGUGCUGGAGUCUGACCAAUACAAGUCAGGAACACUGGAAUGGUACCACCAUCUGACAAUUACAAGUCAGAAACACUAGAAUGGUACCACCGUCUGACAAUUACAAGUUAGAAACACUAGAAUGGUACCACCACUUUACAGUAGGAAUAAGAAGUGUAGAAUACUAGUUUGAUUCUCUAAUUAGCCCCAUUCAUUGACAUUAUACACAGUGAUUUGUACCCUUAGUAUUUUUCAUUCUCUAAGUAGCAACAUCCAUUUACUGUUGUAUUUUAUUUUCUACUGAUUAGUGUCCUCUAUUUACUAUUGUGUUUUGCUCCCAGGGAUUGGCAUUGGGAUGCUUAUCGUCUCUUCUCUGGUCUCCUUAUAUUAUAAUGUCAUUAUUGCUUGGACAUUUUAUUAUUUGGGAAACUCUUUCCAGAGUCCACUGCCAUGGUCAUGUGAAGCCUCUCAGUAUGUCCAGCUGUGUAAGGUAAGCAUAAAAAACAUGCACUGUAUGUUACUGUAUGUAUCAUACCUCAUAUCCCUUCUUAGAUGUUUGUUUUCUAAAAUAAACAUGUUUUGUAACCCCUGAAGGACACAUGGCAUGUGUGACAUGUCAUGAUUCCCUUUUAUUCCAGAAGUUUGGUCCUUAAGGGGUUAAAGCUUUCUUCGUAGCUGAAAUCGUCCAUUCCCCUAAUUCAUUUUUUGAACCCUGCAUCUGUACUUUUUUCCAGUCCCAUAAUAUCCUUAUUAAAAUCAGAUGCCCCAAACUGAAACACAUAUUCACAAGUGGAGCUAAUCAUUGAUUUAUGUAGGAGUCAAAUUAUAUAUUCAUCGCAAAACAAAUUCCUCUUUUUAUAUAGAUUUUACAGUUUGUUAUUGGCUUUUGAAGUUGCUGACUGACAUCACGUAGUUACCCAGCCAGUUGUCCUCAUGCUUUUCAUUCAAUAAUGCACUGAUACAUGACUUUUAAUUGCAAGAUCAUUAAUAAAGAUAUAAAUUCUGGGCUCUGUAUGUACGCAACCAGCUUGGCAUAAAAUGACUCUCACUGUGCAAGCCUACAGUGUCCAAAUCAAACUCUCCAGAGAUAAAUUUCCCCUUGUAAGGGCUGAAUUUUCACAAAUUUGAGUACAGAUAAAUUGAUUAAUUCAUUCUGAGCCAUAACGUAAUGAACAGUUCAUUCCGAGAGCUCUUUCUGAAGACGUUGGAUUUUCACAGGUUAACUCCACUAAAGAUCCCAGUGAGGCUCAGGAACAAGUAAUAAAAUACCAUAGAGUAAUAAUCCCAGCAAGCGAGGUAAUCCACGCAUAUUCCCAUACAGAUCCCAAUGACUGGACGACACACCGCAUCUGGAGCAGAACUGAACUUUUAAUCACUCAACCUUCUUUUAAAGCUUUCUCCCAUGCAGGGGAGGGAUUUACAGUAAUUAUUACAGUAGCCAAUAGUGUAACUGUUACCUCCCACACAUCUCCUCCCCUCAGUGUGACACAUAAUCCAAUUAAACAUACUGUAGUUUUCCCCGAGUUCUGGAUGUCCCCCAAAACAAGCAGCUAGAAUAAUAUUUUGGGUACCCCCCUGUAGCCCAGAUCUGGGUGACGAACAUAUUCAAAAUUCACCCAGAUCGGACCAGGGGUUUGGGAGUUAGGUGGAAGGUGAAAUGUGACCGACCGCACACGAGGUGGUAUCCGAAAAAGGCUCCAUGUGUUUUGGCCCUGCGGUCAGUCUCCAUUCGGUAGUUAAAACAUACAGUAAUCCUUGCCAUCCACAGAUAAUCUUCUAUUCGUCUGUAUUCUCUUGUUCGGUACAUUUAUUUUACUGAACGAGGGGCUGACUGGCCCCUCCGUUCGGGAGUUAUGGAGCUCUGGAGGUCUCAGCGGUGUUCGGGUGUUUGAGUGUCCGAUUUGAGUUCCAGACACUUGAAGACCAAACACUGAGAUUUUCUUGAGUAAGAUGGCUGCCGCGCGCGGUUCGUAUGCCAAACAGCGACCACACAGGUGCAUACAAUAUAUCAAUUUCCCGGUCCAUUAAGCUGCGGUUACAGAGUGUGAAAACUUAACAAGGUGCACACUUCUCACUGGGGUGGUCUGAUGGUUCAGUAGUUUCAUUCAUAUGAAAACUACCGAACAAUCAUACGAAAGCUACAUACACUUACAGUUAUACAGGGAAACAAUUACACGAAUACAUUUUUAAUAUGAAUUCUUGAGGACAGCCUUAAUGCAAUCCGCUACAUUGGAUAUGGUUCCUAAACCCUUCAUCAAAGUGUACUGUUCAUUAACUCAAUUUAUAUCUUCAUUAACUAUCUUGCAAAGGACACUGUAAGUCAUGUGUCUGUGGUUGCAGAUGACACAUAUUUAGGUGAGCUAAUGCAGUUUAAGUUAGGGCUUGACAAAUUGGGAGCCAAAUGUAUAUAUUUUUAACCCCUUAAAGGGACACUAUAGUCAUCAUUGCUGCCUAGUACCGCCUCUAGUGACAGCCACUAGGAGUGCUUCCUAGGACAGUGCUGCACAGUGUACAGCACUGGCGAUCAGCGUCUUCACCCUCUGCAAGGAGGCGCUGUAUGUUUCCCAUAGAGAAGCACUGAGUCCCCUGUAACCAUUUGUGGAGGGGCCGGGUGACUGGGCAUGAAUUGACCAAUAAACGGGUUAACUUUUACAGCCAAGCUGUGAAUAUAGGGUAGCUGAGUUACAGAGAUUCUCAAAAUCAGCUAACUUUGCCUAUAUUUUGUAAAUCAGAUUUCAACCCAUUGUACAGCGCUACGGAACUUGUUGGCGCUUUAUAAAUAAUAAUAAUUAAUAACGUGCAACAGUUUGAGGUUUGGUGAAUACCCUUGUCAUUUUGAUAAUCCCAUGUAUCGUAUAAAGAAACACUGUGUGUUAAUAGGUACGUUGUGAACAUUUCAACGCAGACAUAAUUAUGAAAAAUAAAAAUACAAUUUUCAAGCAGAUUUACUAACACUUCCCUGAAUAUUGUAUUUGGCAGAAUUCCACAAAUAAUGGAUCUAAGUUUAGCGCAACGGAGGCCUUCUGGAAGUGAGUAAAUCAGUAAAUAUCUGCCGGGUGCGAUUCUAUAUGUGUCAUACCAUAUAUAUAAAUAAUUCUCUAAUUUCUAUGUCAUUCCGUCAUAGCCUUAUCUGUAUGCUGAUAAUUUAUAUCCAUUUCUGUAAAAUGCUUUCUCUAUAUUCUGUGCUGACAUUUAAUGUGGGUAAGUGCAAGAUAAUGCAUCUUGGACGUAAAAACCCAAGGGCAGAGUACAGAAUAUUUGAUAGAGUCCUAACCUCAACAUAUGAGGAAAGGGAUUUAGGGGUGAUUAUUUCUGAUGACUUAAAGGCAGGCAGACAAUGUAAUAGAGCAGCAGGAAAUGCUAGCAGAAUGCUUGGUUGUAUAGGGAGAGGUAUUAGCAGUAGAAAGAGGGAAGUGCUCAUGCCAUUGUACAGAACACUGGUGAGACCUCACUUGGAGUAUUGUACACAGUACUGGAGACCGUAUCUUCAGAAGGAUAUUGAUACCUUAGAGAGGGUUCAGAGAAGGGCUACUAAACUGGUUCAUGGAUUGCGGGAUAAAACUUACCAGGAAAGGUUAAAGGAUCUUAACAUGUAUAGCUUGGAGGAAAGACGAGACAGGGGGGAUAUGAUAGAAACAUUUAAAUAUAUAAAGGGAAUCAACACAGUAAAGGAGGAGACUAUAUUUAAAAGAAGAAAAACUACCACAACAAGAGGACAUAGUCUUAAAUUAGAGGGACAAAGGUUUAAAAAUAAUAUCAGGAAGUAUUACUUUACUGAGAGGGUAGUGGAUGCAUGGAAUAGCCUUCCAGCUGAAGUGGUAGAGGUUAACACAGUAAAGGAGUUUAAGCAUGCGUGGGACAGGCAUAAGGCUAUCCUAACUAUAUAUAGAUAAGGCCAGGGACUAAUGAAAGUAUUUAGAAAAUUGGGCAGACUAGAUGGGCCAAAUGGUUCUUAUCGGCCGUCACAGUCUUUGUUUCUAUAUCCUCUCUUUAUACAAUGUUCUGAUACAUCUCUUGCUGAUAUUCUGCUGUAAACACGCACUUUUCUAUGUCUACUCAUAUCCCGCAGUGAGAAGGUUCUGGGUGUGGUGCGAAGCUCUGGACUCAGUGACCCCGGACCCGUUCGGUGGGAGCUUGCCCUAUGUUUGCUGGCUGCUUGGGUCAUCAUUUUCCUCUGCACGUUGAAGGGCAUCCGAAGCUCAGGCAAGGUGAGUUUCUCAAACAUCACAUUAUUCAUUGCAUUAAUACACAGGGAAGCUAUCCCUAUCGAUAUCAUCAGACUGCCGCUGUCCGGGCCACAUUAUUGUGUGGGUUAACCAUAUGUUCAUGUGUUUUGCCUGCUCCCCGUUCGGGAGUGUUUCCACAAAGGGAAUUCAUUCGCCUCCCGAAUGGGGACCACCCCACUACCUCAUUUAGAAUGUUUAUACCUCCCAACAAGGUGUCAAACCACAAACUACAAGGGAAGCCUCAGCGCGUGCCUCCCCUGGGUGGCCACCAUUUCGUAUAGAUCAAAGCCAUCCAGGGGGAGUAUUCGUGGACUGCUUCCCACCUCGUUCAGUUCCUGAAUGAGGACCGCCCCAGUACACAUUGGAAUGUUCGCACUAAUCAAUUAGAACGUUUACCACUCGCAACAUAAGUGUGAAACCGCAAGGGUAGUAAUUAACAAGUGAUUCCCUGGGUGGCUGCCAUUUGUAUAGCCAAACGCCAUCCAGGGGGAGGAUUCAUACCCUGAAAGGAGAUGCUUCCCUUGCCUGGUUUCACAUGGGGACCCCGCGAAUGGAGGCUGUUCGAGGCAGGUACUGUUACGGGGGUCCCUGUGGAUUGGUAUAGACACCCUUUGGGGACAAUGGCUGGUUUGUCGGGCUAUCUGUACCUGGGAAAUAAAGAGGCAGGAGGGUUUCCCGCGCUGUGCUUCCUAGGUACAAAGGCUCAUGGGGAGAAGAUCCCUGUAUUUGGGUAUUUGGGAACAGGAGACAAAGGGAAUCCUGGGAAGAAGACCCCCUGACAUCGGAAGUGGGAAAACCUGUACUUGGGUGGCGGGAACUGGGGACAGAGGGACUGGGACUCUUAGAGACCUCUGGGAGGGGGAGGACCCUAGGAGGGGACAUUGUCAUUGUGUGUGAUCCACCCCUUGCAUGGGGACAAGUAGUGGUUGUUGUACCUCCAGAACUGGGUGGCGUCCAGUUACUGGGAGGAAAUGGAUCUCUUUAUAUCCUGAAUAGUUCCUGUUCGGCAGAAGGAAGGGAAAUAGCAGAGGUAUCCGGUCGGGUUACUAGGUGGUCCGCUACACACAGCAACUACACAGAGAAACUGUUCCUCUCCAUAUCACAGCCACUACAUUGAGAAAUUGUCAAUUUCUAUAUCACAGCCACUACAUAGAAAAACUGUCCCUUUGAACAUCUCAGCCACUACAAAGAAAAACGAUUUCUCUCCUCAUCAUGGCCAUUUUAUAGAGAAAUUGACCUAAUCCACAUCACAGCCACUAUACAGAGAAACUGUCCCGCUCUAUGUUGAAGCCAUUGUAAAGGGAAAUUGUUGCUCACCAUGUCGCAGCCACUAAAUUAUCCAUCACAGUAAUCAAACUAUGAAGCUGUCUUACACUAUUUUAUCCACCACAACCACCUAAUUAAAGCUUUUCCCAACACAUUAAUUAUUGUAGGUACCACAUGAAUAGUGGUCUCACACAGCAAUCAGCGAGUCACUCAUUAUAUUUCUAUUGUGUUUUACCGCAUACAUCUUGAUAGAAACAUGGAACUGAAUAUCAAUAACCAAAAGAGCAGCAAAAAUUCCAGUUCAGUCUCUUCUGUGACCUUCUAUGUAUCCGCUGCAGAAACCCAACGGAACCAACGACAUUCCCAUGAUUCGCCAGUGGACUGCACCCCACUUUGUCUUGCUUAACACAUUGCGUUCAAUGUUUGAUUUACCCCGAGCUUCUCACUGCCCCCGGCCCCACAAAGAUUAAAAUAGAACCCACUUAUGCCCAAUUACAGAGCUCUACAGAAACACUGCUCCCAACUAUAGCUCUACAUAAUACCCAGCUCUGUUACAUGCUGCAAAAAGAUCCUUUCUAUGGAAUUAUACGUAUUGACCAAUAUCCACCUAAUUCUCCACAGAUUGUGUAUUUCACAGCUACCUUCCCCUACGUUGUCCUCAUUGUUCUUAUUAUACGAGGUGCCACAUUGGAUGGGUCCAUCGAUGGAGUAAGGUUCUACCUGACAGCUGAUUGGAGCAGACUUCGAAGUGCUCAGGUAUCCCGUCUAUAUCCUGUAUUUAGUUACCCAGUAUGUAGCCAGUUUAUAGUCUUCAUUUACUCUAUAUUUAAUACUUUUUAGACCUAUUUAUUAAAUACAAACAGAUUACAGACCAAAAAUAACGAACAAUUUUCUAAUCACAUUGAUAAAUCUCCCCCAAUGACUGUGUUUUUUCAGGUGUGGAAUGACGCAGCCUCUCAGAUAUUCUACUCCCUGGGCAUUGGGUUUGGUGGCCUACUGUCCAUGGCCUCUUAUAACAAGUUUGAUAAUAACGUGGUGAGGUAAGUGACAAUCAUACUAAGAGUAUGACGAGUUAGCAGAAUGGGCGUUGGGCAAUAAACUUGAGAGAUAACAUUCCCCACAUCCCAAUACAUGUCCAUCGCUCACGAGGUCCUGAAACCAUUGAUAUUUGCCAACAACUGAAUGAAUAGUCACUAAAAGCAGUUUGAUUUCAGGUGUAGUAGUGAGACGAGAUGGCGUCUGUAGUAAAGAUUGAACCUACAGAGUCCUAUUUUAUUUCUACCCUGACAAGUGUCUCCUCUCUUCUAUUCAGGGAUACUUUGGUUAUAGCUAUUGGGAAUUGCUGUACCAGCUUCUUUGCCGGAUUUGCCAUAUUCUCUGUGUUGGGUCACAUGGCUUGGAAAAAGCAGGUCCCCGUGGGCGAGGUGGCAGACUCAGGUGAGUAAGAAAUGUAAAAUUGCUAAAUAGGUCCAAGUUACAUUGUUAUCGUUCCCCAGAAAUUACUAAUGGUAGGACAUCAUUAACCUUUCAGAGAUCACUCUCUGCACGUUGUAAUAAGUGUUCGCAUUUCAGGAUAUAACCUUUCGUUCAAAAUACUUUUAUUUACACACAGACCCUGAUCACAAUUCAAUGCCAACAUUUACUUGAAAACAUUUCCUGUUACAGAAUUAAGACAAUCACCUUACAAAGAUAUGUGAGCUGUUCCUUGUGCUGGAAACACAGUCCGAGUUAGAAAACAUUAUCAACUUAACUCAAACUACACUCUUGUUGUUGUACAUCACUUCAUUAUCGACAAACAAAACCGCAAUAUCGAUAAUUCAUCGUCACAAAAUUAUCGACAAACAAAACCGCAAUAUAGUGGGAUUUUCAGUUACAUCACAGAUUUAAGUUUAUCGACAGCAGUAGUGAUAUUAAUAGUAGACCCACACUAGAUCGACAUUUUAUAUCCGUACGUUGCUCUAACCAUGUUUAGACAUUGUGUGUAUAGUGAUCAUAUGUGUUUGUGGUGUUGUUAAAUUUACCUGUGUUGGUGAAAAUGACUGAAUGAACCAGCACUUUGACAAUUCUCACAAUUACAAGUCAAGUCUGGUCCGAAUGUCAAACUUUUUAUUCAACGGAAUUUAUUUGCCGUCUGGUUUAAAAUCAGUGCUUUUCAAGCGAGCAGUAAUAGUCACUCUGUACUAUUUGCUCACUGACUGCCCAUAAGCCAAUAGAGCCUCAUCCCAUGUAAGCCAACAAUAACCGCGCUCUGACCAAUAUUGCACAGUCUGUAGAAGCUCUUAUACGAGUUUCCUCACCUUACACGCUCAUUCUGAGCUAAUCGCAUGGAUUAUUUUUACUGCAUUAGAUUUUUUUGCCGUUGCAUUUUUUAUUUUCAAAGCCCUGUCGUGGAUUAAUGGAUUUUUAUUUGGCCUUUUUGGGGUUAAAGAAAAUAAAUUUUAAGAAGAAAUGUUAUGGUAAGUAUACUAUUUUUACACAGGUUUUAUACUUACCGGGUUCCCCUCUCUCUAUUAUUAGCGUGAAGGGGUUGGUAAUUUUAUUUUAAUUUGGGUCCCAGAGCCACCAGAUGGGGGGGAUGACUUAAGAACAAUGGCAUGUUCAUCCUUCUCUAUAUUUGUUCAGAGCCCUGAACCCCAACCCACAGGUGGAGUCUGGGGGGGGGGACAUAUACGUUCUGUGUGUCGAGUUAAUGGGUACAUUCUGUAUCUUGGGUAAACAUUUAAAGGACCACUAUAGUGCCAGGAAAACAUACUCGUUUUCCUGGCACUAUAGUGCCCUGAGGGUGCCCCCACCCUCAGGGACCCCCUCCUGCCCGGCUCUGGAAGGGGGAAGGGGUUUAAACUUACCUUUUUCCAGCGCUGGGCGGGGAGCUCUCCUCCUUCUCUCCUCCUCCGAUCCUCCUCCUGGGCUGAAUGCGCACGCGCAGCAAGAGCUGCGCGCGCAUUCAGCCCGUCGCAUAGGAAAGCAUUUACAAUGCUUUUCUAUGGACGCUUGCGUGCUCUCACUGUGAAAAUCACAGUGAGAAGCACGCAAGCGCCUCUAGUGGCUGUCAAUGAGACAGCCACUAGAGGAUUAGGGGGAAGGCUUAACCCAUUCAUAAACAUAGCAGUUUCUCUGAAACUGCUAUGUUUAUAAAAAAAAUGGGUUAACCCUAGCUGGACCUGGCACCCAGUCCACUUCAUUAAGAUGAAGUGGUCUGGGUGCCUAGAGUGGUCCUUUAAGUUUUGUAUGUCGGGUUAAUGGGUAUAUUCUGUAUGUCGGGUUAAUGGGUAUAUUCUGUAUGUUGGGUUAAUGGGUACAUUCUAUUUGUCGGGUUAAUCGUUACGUUUUGUAUGUCGGGUCAAUGGGUACAGUCUGUAUGUCGGGUUAUAUUCCUAAUAUUUUCCUGUGUCUGUGGCCACAGGCUCACUGCUCAUCAUACUGUUUUUUGGUUCUUUGCAGGUCCCGGGUUGGCAUUUGUGGCCUAUCCAGAGGCACUUGCCCUGCUCCCAGGCUCUGCAUUUUGGUCAAUCCUCUUUUUCCUGAUGCUGUUCUCUUUGGGAAUAGACACUCUGGUAAAUAAACAAAGUAAUUUUGAGGAACACCAUCAGCAGUGAAUAGAUCACAAUCUGGAGAACAUGGGAGUAAUGAGCUUUCUGUUCCAAUAGCUAUAAUGGGACAUACUGUUUUAGCACCAUCAGUUUGCAGUCAUUGGUAUGACCUCUCCCUCUUUAUUAAAACUGGUCAUUCUUGGACGCCCAUCCCAGUAAAGUCAGCUUUAUAGAGAACUCCUCAGAGUGACUCUUUGUAACAAUUUCCCUAUCAAAUCAGAGAUGCCAGCAAUGGAGCAACGUUAAUAUAUAAGGCAGGGCUCAGCAAACUUCAGCACCCCAGAUAAUUGUGUACUACAUCUCCCCUGAUGCUUUGCCAGCAUUAUGGGUGAUGCAGUCCACAACAUCUGGAGUAGCAAAGGUUGCCCACCCCGGUAUAAUACUUUACUGCUAUCAGGAUCCAAACGUGAAUACUUGCUCGAGCUGAAACACUUACAAACUGCAUCAGUUAUCCUUCUACCUAAUAGUCUGCUAUAAUAAUGCCAAAGCUACAUUUUACUUCCUGAGACUGGAGUCCCAUGACUUACUACUCUUUAAUACGAAAUCGGGGGUUCACGGAUUGACAAAUAUUACCAUCAAUGACAGGAAUAGGUAAUGAUUUGCUUCUCAUUUAGAGGCUAGGUUAGGUUUUUCUAGUAAUUAUUAAUGUGUAGUGUUUCUCCUUUAUUACUCUGUAUAAAUGCACAUUGAGUUGAUCAUGUGAUGAAUAAUCCCACUGUCUCUCCCUCAGUUUGGUAACAUGGAAGGUAUUACGACCGCUGUGCUGGAUGAGUUUCCGGCUCUCCGGGAGUGGAAGCGGAAGACCCUCUUCCUGGGAAUUUUGUGUUUUUGCUUCUACCUGAUGGGCCUUCUCCUGGUUACAGACGUAAGAUUUAGAUAGCUUGACACUAACUUCAUCCGUUGAGAGGUUGGCCGUUGCAUUUCACAGCAGUUCAUAUCUGGAGACUCUAUGUAGAAGUUGCAUCUCAAGAGCAUUCAUUUAUUGUGACCAGGUGCUAUUGUGUGUAGCAUUUAAAUGAUUAAUUAAGCUCAGCAGGAACAGAUUAUUAACCCUAGAAAAAUGUGAAUGUUAUGAAUUGGAGCAGCCAUGACAUCUUACAAUUUAUAUAUUACCAUCUCAAUGAACGAAUAAUAAUAAUAAGAGGUCUUCUGAAACGCUCUGAGAGAACGAUGGACUCAUUGCUAGAAUAGAGAAAUAGGAGAGCUAGAUGGGUUCAAUGAAUCUGAAUGUCUGCCCCUCCACUGUGUGUUUCUAGGGUGGCAUCUACUGGUUUACUCUGAUAGACUCAUACAGCACCAGCUUUGGACUCAUUAUCAUCACUCUCUUCAUGUGCAUUGGCAUGGCCUUCUUCUACGGUGAGUCACUCUCUCUUAAUAAAAUAAACUAGGAACUGCACUCAAUCCUAUCACGCUUGAUAAAGAUCUUAUAGGUUGAAACGUUGCGCUAUGACAUUGGGUUUAAAAAAAAUUGCCUGCUUGAACCUUGGAGUGCCUAAACCUUUCUUUAUUUUCUGAUCACUCUUAAUAUCUCUGUUAACACACUCAAUUAUUACAGUGGUCUCGCUAUAUUUCUGUCACGACAGUGACCCCUUCUCACAGAGUGUAACCCAGAGAAGAACGUAUACCGGACCUUAGAGUGGCCGGACUAACGUAUAGAGUAGUCAAAUGGAUAGCCAGAGAUCAAGCGAGUACAGAAGACGGGUAAACGAUAAGACCUAGCCAAAGUACGGGAAACCAGAGAGUAGAGUAGUCAAAAGGGAAAGCCAAAAGUCAAUAACCAGGGAAUCAACACUAAAGGAGAGUAUAAGCACUAGAGGCAUUAACAAGAACCACACUAGGGCGCCUUUCAAGUGACAGGGACGCCCUUUUAUAGUGUGGGGUAUAUUGCAUCAAAACCAUGCCCCCGGAAGGUCUGGGGGCAUGGUCGCGUGUGACGUACGUCGGCAUUUACUUGCCGGCUACGGCGCGCAUGCGCCGUAUUAUAAAAAUAUGUGCGGUGUGAGCGGCCGGCGUCAGAAGGGCUGUGCCACUCACCGGAAGAGGAUGCCGUGCGGCGUGGGACCGAGGAGGAAAGGUAAGGCAUCGUUACAAUUUCAUCACUAGUUCUAGUACGCAUUAUUUAAUCAGACAUAUUGUUUAGAUAAUAGGUAGGGCUGGAGUUGGGGGUUGUGCAUUGUGGGUGGGCUGGUGUUGGGGGUCGUGCAUUGUGGGUGGGCUGGAGUUGGGGGUCGUGCAUUGUGGGUGGGCUGGAGUUGGGGUCGUGCAUAGUGGGUGGGCUGGAGUUGGGGUCGUGCAUAGUGGGUGGGCUGGAGUUGGGGUCUAGCAUUGUUGGUAGGGCUGGAGUUGGGGGUCGUGCAUUGUGGGUGGGCUGGCAGUUUUUAAGGUAAACCGCAAAGCCUCUCUGUACACAUGGAAAGGUUUGCAUAGUGGAGGCUGUUGGUAUUAUAUCACUAUGAGGGAAUUUAUAAAAAAGAGAAAAUCACGCAGAGGAAAGGAAGGUAUUACAACUCUAAGCGUACAGUCUCCAGUAUACAGACUAUAUAAACAAGCACAGCUAUUUACUAAGGGGAGAAUUAUCUGGAAUUCAAAGUGAAUUUAAACGUUAAGGCCAAAUUAGCCGAACUGAAAGCACAGCUGGUUUAGCCUUUUUGGCGUUAAAUUUAAAUUAAUUUUAAUUCCCAUCAAUCUGCACCCUUUUAUCCAGUGAAAUUCCCUCUGCCAUUUCUGUGUUAUUUCCCUCCCUCUCAGGGGUGAACCAGUUUUGUCAGGAUAUCAUUGACAUGGUCUGCCGCUGCCCACCAUGGUGUACUAAACUCCUCCUGUACUUCAAGGCAUGCUGGGUAUUCAUCACUCCCGCUCUACUGACGGUAGGUGGUCUCAAUUUUGGGCCCAUAUCCCGCGGACCCUCUUUUUUUCUCCUAAUGUCCUAGCAUCACUCUUUGUCCAUGUGAAGUGUUGGGAGGUAUGGUUUAGUGGUCACCAGGGUUAAUCCCCAAAAAAGGCAGAGAUCUGUAACUCUGCUCACUUUCCCUCUCUCUGUACGUAAUGAUACUGUGCAGAAACACAGAAUAGGCCCUGGACAGUGACACACACGGACGGUGAACUGCCAGACAUCCAAAGCGAAUAUAUCUAAGAUCAAUUCAUAGAAUAAAAACUUAAAAGCGUUGUUGCCUAACUCUUCCUUUUGUUUCUCUGUCUUUCUAUCGCCGGACGCUAAUUUGCAUUAUAUUCGUCACACAAUAUGCCCUUUUUAUUGUUAAGAAUAAAUGAAUUAAAUAUCCAUACAAGUGGAUAAAAUGGUGGAUUGCUAUUUAUAUGUAACUGGUCGCUGCUCUUGCAGACUGUAUUACACUAUCUGUGAGUUCUGCUCGUUCGAUAAAUGCUUUAAGGAUAUUUUAGAGAUGUGACACAAUGUCCAGCAUGUACUUCCUCUCCCAUAUUCUCCUCAGUGAUAGAUAUGUCUUCAGAUUAAUUCUAACCCCUUUCUCCUGUCCCUAUUCAUGGCAGCAUGCUCAGUAUAGGAGCAUUCCACCACACCAUCCUCAAACAAUCAUCUUGGGGAAUCCCAUUUCUUUGGCCUUGUGUUUCAUCUUUUUUUGUUUCCUUUUCUUGUAUUGGUUAGCUAAGAACAACUCAAUAAUCAUUUAAAUAAUAAUAAUUAAAAAAAAGUAAUACAAAUCUAUAAUGUGCCUGAAGGUCCAUUGAGUGCCGUACAGCAGUAAAUCUGUAAUGUGCCUGAAGGUCCAUUGAGUGCCGAACAGCAGUAAAUCUAUAAUGUGCCUGAAGGUCCAUUGAAUGCCGUACAGCAGUAAAUCUAUAAUGUGCCUGAAGGUCCAUUGAGUGCCGAACAGCAGUAAAUCUAUAAUGUGCCUGAAGGUCCAUUGAAUGCCGUACAGCAGUAAAUCUAUAAUGUGCCUGAAGGUCCAUGGAGUGCCGUACAGCAGUAAAUCAAUAAUGUACAUGAAGGUCCAUGGAGUGCCGUACAGCAGUAAAUCUAUAAUGUGCCUGAAGGUCCAUUGAGUGCCGUACAGCAGUAAAUCUAUAAUGUGCCUGAAGGUCCAUUGAGUGCCGUACAGCAGUAAAUCUAUAAUGGGCCUGAAGGUCCAUUGAAUGCCGUACAGCAGUAAAUCUAUAAUGGGCCUGAAGGUCCAUUGAGUGCCGUACAGCAGUAAAUCUAUAAUGGGCCUGAAGGUCCAUUGAAUGCCGUACAGCAGUAAAGCUAUAAUGUGCCUGAAGGUCCAUUGAAUGCCGUACAGCAGUAAAUCUAUAAUGUGCCUGAAGGUCCAUUGAAUGCCGUACAGCAGUCUACGCUACGUUUUGUUUGAGAUGCUGAUAUUGUAUUAACAUAUUUCUGUUUUCUCUCUUUCAGUUUAUUAUGUUUUAUAUCUUCAUCGAUAUGUAUAAUACUCCCCUUCGUUAUGGACAAUAUGUGUACCCACGCUGGGGCAAAGCACUGGGCAUAUGUAUGGGGUCUCUCUGCUGCCUACAGAUACCCAUCUGGGCUGGAGUCGCCAUUUUUAAAGAGUCAGGAACAUUAAUGGAUGUGAGUAAAGAUGGUAUGGCAUUGGAUGGGAGAGGGGGAGAGGAGGGGGAGGGUCUGUGGGUGCCAGUGUCCUGGGCGCCACAUUAAGAGGGUCACACUCACUUCCUGCCACAGUCAAAAUACCACUCUGCUACAGGCACUCAGUCAUACUCACACUUUCGUAACCCCCAACUCUCACACUCACCCUCAUCCAACAGUCAACCUCCCCCCCCCCCGAAACCCUAUCACACUCAUCCUGCCACAGUCACCCCCAUGAUCACCCUAUCACAGUGACUCCAUGAAGAAUGUCAUUGUCAUACAUAGCCACCUCCCACACAUGAAACACAAGCUCACCAUGAACACAACACACAAAGCCCACAAGCAGCCUCCCAUCCACACAACAAAAUAGAUUUAGAAGCUGCUAUGGCUAGUCGGCAGGUCCAUGCUGGAAUCUCAGUGAUUCCAGAAAGCAUUGGCUGCACAAGGAAAUAAGGGACCCUCAACUGAGUCUCUGCUCCAGGUAAAAUAAAAAUGUCUGGCUUUGCCACUGUGGGUACCUCCCAAAUGACUCAUACAACCUCUGACAAUUCCAUAGUUACUUAGGAAGUCAGAAAUAAAAGUGACUAUCACAAUGUAAGAUUAAAUUGUAAUUAGUGCAUGAUUUACAAAUUAUUCACAGAGAAGUUCUUUGUUUAGUAGAUUAUACAUUUUACUGGAGAUAAUGCUAAUUCUGUCGUAUCUCAAAGGGGGUAGAAACUUACCUUUGAUCUCUCUCCCUUUAAAUCUAUCAGCCUAUUUGAGGGGCAUGCAGGUUGUUUGUUGCAGACUUUGAAGUACUCUUUGCACUUUUCAGGUGAGGGCGAGUGGCCGACUCUCUGCAAAGAUUUAAACUGGAGCUUUAGCAAACCACCUUCGUGUUCUCACAAUACUAGGGAGUCAUUCGGGCCCUGUGCAGUCCCAGGAGCAGAAUAAAGUAUUUCAGACCAUUCAUUGGUACUCUGUUAAUUAUAUAGCACCAACAUUUUCUGCAGUGUUUUACAAUUACACAAUGGACAGGUAAAAGAGCAAUUACUUUAAUAAUGAGAAGAGAAACAAAGGGAGCAGACCAGCACUAGAGAACUUAGAACAUAGAUGGUUUUGUUGUGAUGUUGUUUGGAAUUGUGGAUCAUUUUUUUCCUCUUUCUUCUCUUAGAGGUUUAAAAAAUCUAUCCGACCACUAAACACUUGGAGGACAUCCAGCAGUCAGCGUGAGCAGACCAGUGGAAUCAUCGAUGUUCCGUAUACUGUUAACCUUACAGACAAUGACUUCAAUGACCCAUUCUGUCAAGGGGGAGACACCUCUGAGUCCUGAUUACUGCCUGAAUAUAUAGUUAUAUGCUACGCGCAAGAAAGUUGUGUGAUAUAGCAAGAACCCCAUUUAGUUGUUAUGUAAAACAAUUUGUUAUUUAUAAACUAUAAGGACUGCUUUUCAGACCCACCACAGAUGGAGACAUCACAUGACCAACUAAAAUGUUUGCAAAAUGUGCAUAUUGUAACCGGUCAACUAGUCAAUACUACCUCCAAGGAAAACGCUGCUUGUCACUGCUUCUGUCUAUGUGUUUGGACAUCCGCGUGUGGUGUCGCUAAGGAGGUUACUCAAGAACAAACACAUUCCUUAUAAGUACUUUAUAUCACAAAGAAGCGGAUAUCUGAAAUGGCAAAGUGUCAAUGUUUACAUUAUCAUGUAAACCACCUGGUCUGGAGUCUGGACCGCCGCACAUCCAGGUUUAUUAUGAAAUAAGGAUUCAGAACGUGCACUUUUCAUUACAGAGACAUGAUUUUGUGGAUGCCACCAAACAUUUAAACAAUGGAUUCUCAAUAUUGAUUUUCUGUCACAAAAGAUCCGCUCUGUAAUGUGAACCUAAAAAGAAACCCAAAACACAAAGUUCUUUAUAAACAAACUUCUCACUCAGAGAAACGGUCAUACUUUGCACUCGCUCCCAGACCUGGGUUCUCGAUAUUACUCGAUGUGAGAUAAGGCAAGAAUUAAUUUAUUUACAAACGUCCAACUAUGGCAAGAUGAUCUCAGUGGAGAGCCAAAUUACCUCAAACCAUGGCUGCAGGGGACUGCAUAAACCAUUAGUUUUGGGGGUCACCUCCCUAUCUCCAUCUUAUCUUUUCAGUUUCACACAAGCUUGAGGUUAUCCAAGGCCAGCUUUCAUUUUGGCCUAGGAGGAAUGAGAAUUUACAGCUUUGAUGGUGUAGACCUUCCACUCUAUUCUACGCUGGUUUUCAAUGUAGGGCACAGAAGACAGUAAGCAUUGAUGUCAAAGACCAAUAUCACAAAUAGUCAGCCACCCAGUAAAUGUCAGUUUUCAAAUACUUCUGAAUUUACCAUAUUCACAUAAAAUAAUACAAGAUUAUAUAUAUAUAUAUAUAUAUAUAUUAUAGCAGGAUUUCACUAAACUGCAUGGAGCGAGGUGCAAACCAGGUCUUAUUGCUGAGAGCGGGAAGAGACAUUUUCGACAUAGAGAAGGCUUGGCCUAAACAGACAUGUUGGAUUUAAUGUAUUCAAUAAUUAUGUUCUCUAUGCCAGCACAAUGAAUGUUUUAAACUUGAAAAUUGGGCUUUUUUGUAAUAAGUAUUUCAUGUUUAUAUAAAAACUAAUUUUAUAAAAUGUGUAAGUGGGAAAAAUAACCCUCAAAAAUACAUCUUUAAGUCGUUAAAGAGCAG